AGAAGACGGUUUCUAGAAGUGUGCGAUCAUUCUCUUUACCGAUUUUAUAGGUCUAAAUGGAGUACAUCUAUCAAAGAUAGAUAAAUGAAACUAAGUGAAAAAAAUAAGAUAUAUAAUAAAAUUUCAAAAGAAAAAAAUCUGUGUCGCCAUGUGGUUAGAAGAAUGUGAUAGUUUCGCUGAAUUAUGUCGAGGCUAUUUACCAUAUUAUUUAUUAAUAGUCUUGCCAAUUUUUAUUAUUAUCUCUCCGGUUAAUCCUGUGACAGCAUCACACGAAUUUCCAGUUUAUCGCAUGCAUCAACAUGAUUUACACGGAAUACCGCAUGGCUGCAGGAGUGCUUCGAUUUCUUUGGAAGCAAGAUCGAUUACCGGAUGGAGUACUUCUAGGCAUUGUGUUAUUACUAAAGCGUUAGAUCUUACACCCAGCAUGUUUCAAUCUAUUAAGAUCAAAGCUGGAGCUUUAGUAAUCAUUUUACCUGAGAAAUUAAAUGAGUUAACAUUGGAUGAAAAAGAACAUAUUAUGAAUUUAGAAAAAGCUAUGUUGUCUGAUACAGAAACUCCAAUCGCUGUUUACUUCGCAACCUGGCAUCCAGAUCUUCAAACGAUUUUAGAUGAUAUUACAGAUGGAUCUAUGACAGAUGAAAAAUCUCAUUCUGCAGCAGAAGCUAUAUUUAAUUCAAUUUCUGCUAGUGGUUAUCAAGUAGUUGUUGCAUCCGGUCAACCUAUGGUUAGAAAUGAUGCGAAAAUAGCUAUAUUACAUGGAAAAUUAACAGGAACUGGAGCAGAAGAAAAGUUACCUACUAUAGCUAUAGUUACACAUUAUGAUAGCGCGAGCGUAGCACCUGAAUUAUCUUUUGGAGCAGACAGUAAUGCAUCUGGAGUGGCGAUGUUAUUAGAAUUGGCUAGAUUGUUCUCUGCGUUGUACUCCACUGGACGGUCAAGACCCCACUACAAUCUUGUUUUCAUUGCUACUGGAGCAGGAAAAUUAAAUUAUCAAGGUAGUAAAAAAUGGUUGGAAGAUCAAUUGGAUGGACUAGAAGGAUCUGUUAUUCAAGAUGCAGCCUAUGUUAUAUGUCUUGACACAGUUUCUGCAACAAAUAAUCUCUAUGUGCAUGUCUCGAAACCACCAAAAGAAAAUUCCUCUGGAGGAAUGUUUUAUAAAGAAUUAAAAUCAGUAGCAGAUUCUUUGAAUACAGUACAUGUUGAAGGCGUACAUAAGAAAAUAAAUCUUGCAGAAGAAACAUUAGCUUGGGAACACGAAAGAUUUAGCAUUAGAAGAUUGCCAGCAGCAACACUGUCCACAUUGAAAAGCCAUGAAGAUCCUGCCAGAAAUACAAUUUUGGAUAUAAUGAAAGAAGGACAAACCGAUAGAUUGUAUAAACACACUCAAGUGAUUGCAGAGGCAUUAGCAAGGCACAUUUACAAUCUAAGCUCUAAUCAUAUAUUUGCGGAAUCUUUGGAGGUAUCUAAAGAAUCAUUGUCUUUGUGGUUUACGUACUUGGCAUCUCAACCAAGAGCUGCUCCAUUAUUAGUUGAUAAAAAUAAUAUAUUAAUUGCUACAUUGAAAGAAUCUAUGUCACGAUAUCUCGGAGAUGUUAAAAUCACACUUCAUGGUCCUGAUAAGCAGGAUCCAGAGUUUAUAUUUUAUGAUGUUACUAAAGCAGUGCUAAAUGUAUACAGUGUAAAACCAGCUGUUUUUGAUCUUUUCCUUACUGUUGCCAUUGUCAUGUAUCUAGGAUUGUUAUAUGUGAUUGUACACAACUUUCCACGUGCUUAUUUCCUAGCAAUCAGACUUUCUACAAAAGGCAAGUCAUCUUAAGCUUAUAUCAUGAUUCUAGAAUGCCAAAGCAAUAGUCACAAACAUUUAUUUAUAGAAAAAGUUCAUCAUUAGCAAUAUUCUCAAAAAAUGAGAUACAUGUACUUUUGAUAAAACAGCUUGAAAAAUUAUUGAAUAAAUCUAAGGUGAACGUGUAGAAGAGAUAUACAAUACUUUUAUCAUCUGUAUACUGUGCAUUUAUGAGAUUCAUAAUAUAAUUUUGGUUUACUUAAUUUUCUUUUGGCAAUUUAGAUACUUAUAUAAACUUCAGGAAAAAAGAAAAAAGGACAGAGAUUUUGUGUUGUAUAUACGUGUGUUACUUAUUAAAAUUAAAUGAAAUAAAUUAUGAAGUCUGCUAUAAUAAGAGCAUACAAAAAGAAUAUAAUUAACUCAAUUAUAUAUCCUAGAGUACUAUCCCUCAAAAUUAAAGAAAUACUACAAUGGAAUAAAAAGAAAGGGAAAGAUUAUCGUGAUCGUCGGCGUUCCAAAUAAUUUUUGUUAAGUACGUAUCUUCACUACUUAUAUGCAGUAUGAUAUCAAAGAGUCCCUCAGUAGUGUUUAUUGAGUUUGGGAAGUCAACGUUCACGAUAUUGUUUGAAAUUGUUUUGCAUAUAUAUAAAAAGGAAUAUGGAUCAUUAAAGUUUAUGGAAUGUACAUUAGACUUUAUUAAUAGAUGAAAAAUCAUUAAAACAAAUAGUGCAAUAUGCAAUUGGUAGCUACUUUAUAUCAUAUGAAAGUAUAAAUAGGAAGAUUAAAUUCAUUAUCGAUCUAUUGUUUCAAUUAAAGACACACAAGAGGAAACAUUCAAAAUAUUAGCUUCAAAAAAAUACCUGCUAUCAGAUUACCUUACUAACUGAAAGUUUUACUAAGAGUUUUAUUCAUGUAAUUAUUGGAAAAUUGUUGCAAAUUACUAAAGAUACAUGCAUAUUAACUCUGCUUCGAAUAUAUGACAGUUGUAUGCUUGCAUCAAGUUUAUGAAUACCUAUCAAUGAUUGGAUUAUUUUUAAACCUUCGAUUAUAGUAGGAGAUUGCUAUUUAAUGAUAAAAUUCAUUUAACUGAAAUAUCACUGCGACACUAUUUGUGUCUUUAUGAGAUAUAGGAUGAUUUCUACACGAUAAUUUUCAAUCAUUAUACGUUCUGUGAUUUUUGCAAUGUAAAGUAAAUGUUAACAAGCACAUUUUUUAUUGAAGCAUUAAAAUAAUGAUUAAAAUUAGUGCUUAUGUAAAAACAGAUGAUAAGAUUGCAUAUGAAUAGAAAUAAUUAUUAAAAUAAUAAAAUUACAAAUAUACCGAUUUAAAGCAAAUAAUCUAAGGUACUAAGUUAAUGCUAUUUCGAGCAAUAUGAACUUCCAAAAUCAAAGAUAACAAAUUAUAAUGAAUACUGUAGAAGAGCAUGCGCGCUAAUGAAUCCGAGUGAUAUCUCAAAUAGAAAUUACUUUAAAUACCUUACAGAAAUCACUUUUGUUAUCCUCAUAUGUCAACGAAAUCUGAUAAUCUUGCACAGAUUCCACUAAAUGCAGAUCCAAAUCCCAUCAUAUGCGAUCUAGGAGAUUUCCAUGAACCCUAUGAGAUGCGAAGACCACUAUACUGAGACACUUUCAAUUGAUAACAUUUGAUAUCCAAAUCCAUCCUUCAUACUGACAGUGUUCAUAUAAUAAAUCCAAGUCAUCCUCUCAAUAAAAUCCGUCCAAUAUUUUCACUUAAAUUA
This is a messenger RNA of Vespula vulgaris, 3521 nucleotides long. RefSeq names its product nicalin. NCBI's taxonomy places the organism in Eukaryota, Metazoa, Arthropoda, Insecta, Hymenoptera, Vespidae. Gene Ontology annotation, cellular component: endoplasmic reticulum membrane. The coding region runs from base 149 to 1816 and encodes 555 amino acids. The record is from RefSeq and is a predicted model, not a curated record. The transcript has 7 exons. Gene Ontology annotation, biological process: regulation of signal transduction.